Molecule: messenger RNA, 1227 nt
Organism: Trichobilharzia szidati
Lineage: Eukaryota; Metazoa; Platyhelminthes; Trematoda; Strigeidida; Schistosomatidae
Source: the annotation of a GenBank genome assembly
AUGUCUGUGUAUACGCAUAAACCUCCAGCAUCGAAUAAGCUUGGCUUAAAAUUGGACUUAUUAACAUCAAAUUCAGAUGAUGUCAGUAGAAGUGAAAAAGACCCGAAUUCUGGUGUAUCCAGUUUAACUUCAUCGUUAAAUAAUCUUGAACCAAACAAGUAUUCAAAUGCACUAGUGUCUAAUCGCAAAGCAUUAAUGCGUCCUGAUUAUAAAACACAACAGCAGCAUAGUGGUAGUGGGAAAUCCAGCCUGCAAGAGAAACGUUUAAAUUUUCCGCUAACAGAUUUUAUUCACUUGGAUAAAUUUUCAAAGAUAUGUACUAACAAAAACAACAAGAACAACACCAACAGCAGCAGCAACUGUAAUACAGUCGAUUCCAAUACAUCAUUUUAUAUAAAACUACCAGAAAGGCACGACUUCACUGCAUCCACAGCAUCACUGAUUGUACAUGUGCCUAGUUUAUCUUAUGUCAGUGAACAAAUCGACGAUGAUCGAUCAGAUAAUGAUUUUCUACGCUCCGAUAUAAGUGAUACUCAUCGUAGUCGAAAUUGUCCAAUCUGUAAUAUUCUAUAUACAGAUCUACAACAACAAAUUGAUGAAGUUCAGGAUAAAAGAUUUCUUAGCUUAUCAGCAAUCAAUGUAAAUACUGACACUGGUAGUAUUACUAAUAAUGAAAACAGUAGCAUAAGCAGCAGUAAUAAUAAUAAUAACAAUAAUAUUAGUAAUAAUGUGAAUACAUCAAGAUUAUGGGAUAUACUUGAAUCGUUCUCAGCGAAUUCUCCGAGAAAUUUCUGCUAUUUUCAUCAGAAUCUAAGCAAACGCUUCAGUGCAUCCAAACAUAUCAGUCAUAAUAAACCUGACGUCAAUCUGACGACAUCACUUAGUUUACCAUGUUUAACCAGUCUAGACGACAGCAGUAUGAUGAUAACGUCAACUGAGUUUGAAAAUAAUAAUAACAAUCAUAUGUCUUAUACUUUAACAUAUAAUAAGCGCAUUGAGAAUACUCCGUCGAUAUCGAUUGAAAAUGCUGAUCAAGCGGUGACCAAAGGCAACAAUGAUGAUGAUGAUAAUAAUGAUAGUGUUGAUGCUGGCGGGAAUACCGAACAAAACGCUACCACCUCGAGAAUGUCACAUGAAACAGUAAGAAUUAAUUUAUUGAUUCCAAAUACGAAUAAAGUUAGGAAACAUUGUCAGUUAGAGAAUACGAUGAAAUCUAUCCGGAAAUGA